CGCUGCUGGGGCUCGCUGUCGAAAUGAGCCGCUGACGGGGUGAACGGGGUGUGUGUUUAUAUGUGUGUGUGUGCCGCAGCAGACACGGAUGGAGCCCGGACAGAUCACCUGGCUGUACGCUCAGCUCAGCGGCCACCCGGCGCCUGUUGCAGCGCAUGUGAGGGAGGAGCAGCUCCCGGAGGUCCGGGUCUACACGGUUACAGCAGAAUGGAGUCAGAGCAGUCUGGUCCGGAGCGCCAGACUUCGCUCCUUGCAGCAGUGGACUCUGAUCGCAGACAGCAACAAUCACAGGAGCAUCCGGACCGUCCUCCCUCCCGGACCCUGCGUCCCCCUGUCUACAGAGUUGCUGAGUCGACGCUCUCCUGUUCAAGACCUCAGAGGCGUCAUCAGGGAGACAUACGGUUACCAGCUUCUAGAGGUGUGGGACAGCCACGGCCUCCGAAGAUGCUUCAACCUGACUGUCAUGGACGUACAUGGCAGAGUGUACGACGACGGUAAGACGACGGAGGCUUCCGGCUGCCUGUCGUGGUCUCAGUGUGAGAACAAACUGCUGUACGUGGCUGAGAAAAGCAGGAGCGCGUCAGAAGACGGACCGGACGUGGAUCAAGCGAGCAGAAAGGACAGGAACGUGUACUGUGAGGACUGGGGAGAGGCUCUGGCCAACCGGAGCGUCCCGGUCAUCUGUGUGGCGGACCUGCAGAGCAACUCGGUCGCAGUGCUGCCGAGUGUCCCGCCGGAUGUCUCCCCUGGACAGGCUCUGUGGGCUCCUGGAGGUCAAGCAGUGUUUUUUGUUGGUUGGUAUCACGAACCUUUCAGACUUGGACUGAAAUUUUGUUCCAACCGCCGAUCAGCCUUAUUCAGCCUCAGCCUGGAUGGACACUGUGAGCGUCUGACGGGGGACGAUCUCUCCGUGUCCUCCCCCAGACUGAGUCCGGACGGGUCCACGCUCGUGUACCUGCAGGGCCGAGUGUUCGGUCCUCACAACCAGUGCCUUAGCUUACAGCAGCUGGACUUGAAGAGCAGGAAGAUGGAGACGCUCCUGGACGUCGUCGGCAGACCUCAGGCUGAGGAGUUUGCAGGCGUGUACGAAGCUCUGCCGUCCUGCUGCUGGUCUGCAGACAGUCAGAGAGUGGUCUUCAGCAGCGCUCGCAGGAACUGGAAGGAUCUGUUUGUGGUCGACAGAAGAACAAAGAAAGUUACCUCCCUCUCUGAUAAUUUGCCUGAUGAUUCUAAACCUUACGGAAGCUGGAAGCUUCUGACCAUCCAGGGUGACCUGAUGGUGGUGUGCUGCUCCAGCCCCAACACGCCUCCCACUCUGAAAGUGGCGUUUCUGUCGGCCGCAGGCGAAGCUGUAGUCUGGUGCGCCCUCCAUCCGCCCGUCCCGACGCUCGACUUCCACUGGUCGACUCUGGACGUCACGCCGGCUGCAGACGAGGACAAUCCACUCUACUCCGGUUUAGACUUUGGAGCCAUCUUGGUUAAACCGUCUCUUCCUCUUUGUGGAAGCAGGAUGCCUCUGGUCGUCUUCAUCCACGGUGGGCCACACUCUCAGUCCCCUGCUGAGUGGAACAGCACCACAGCCGGACUGGCCAAACUCGGCUUUGCUGUCCUCAUGGUAAACUACCGGGGAUCGACGGGGUUCGGCCAGGACAGCAUUUUGUCCCUGAUUGGUCACGUCGGGAGCCAGGAUGUGAAAGACGUGCAGAGGGCCGUGCUCACGGCGCUGCAGACUGACCCCACCCUGGACCCUGAGCGCCUGGCCGUGAUCGGUGGCUCUCACGGAGGUUUCCUGACAUGUCACCUCCUCGGUCAGUACCCGGACUUCUACCGAGCCGGCGCAGCCAGGAACCCGGUCAUCAAUGCGGCCACAUUGCUGGGAACCAGCGACAUCGUGGACUGGCGUUAUACCAGUGCUGGAUUUCAGUUCUCAUACGACCGGAUACCCACAGCUGAGGCUCUGGCUGCCAUGUUACAGAAGUCACCGAUCACACACGCUGCUCAGAUCAAGGCUCCAGUGCUGCUGAUGCUGGGAGGCAGAGACAGGCGGGUGUCUCCUCACCAGGGCCUGGAGCUCUACAAAGUGCUGAAGAGCAGAGGGUCCCCCGUCAGGUUGUUGUGGUUUCCAGAAGAUGGACAUUCUCUGUCCAGAGUGGACACACAGGCCGACUGCUUCCUCAACACGGCGCUGUGGCUGCAGCAGCAUCUGUGAACUCACAGCCUGGACUGGGAAUCCUUCAGACAAGAUGAAGAAACAGACCGCCGCUGACAAUCUCUGACACCCCACUGCCUUUUUCAGAACAAAGCCACAAUGUAUAUUUGUACUUUUUUGUUUGAAAGUAAAAUCAAAGCAUGUAAUAAAACACAUUUCAGAAACUAGUGAUGUUGUUUUAUGUAACCAUACAGAUGAAACAACAAGAGGUUUGGAGUUAAUCUUAGUGUUUGAUGCUGUCUUUGCACUGCUGCAGCUGGGCUGUAUGUCAAAAUGAGUGUGACAGUUCUUAUUUUCCCUUCAGUUUGAAGAAAAAAAUUUUGAUAAACUGAUAAAAAUCUGAAAUCUUAUCUUGACUGAUGUUAAUACAAUCCGUCACUGCCUGGGAAGUAAUUCCUGCUGCUCUAAAUGUGCAUGUUUUCACCAACUUACUGUCUUGCUCGUGCCAUUUCAUGAGCCAUCUAUGUCAUCUUUUUAUAUUUUUAAUGUAUAUAAUGGUUAAUGUUUAAUUACACCGGUUUAGGUUGGCCCGUUUGGAUCAGUUUUGCUCAACAUCCUGAUGCUUCCUUAUUGAUGUUUGACACUUAAC
Molecule: messenger RNA, 2798 nt
Organism: Salarias fasciatus (jewelled blenny)
Lineage: Eukaryota; Metazoa; Chordata; Actinopteri; Blenniiformes; Blenniidae
Gene: apeh2
Product: acylamino-acid-releasing enzyme
Exons: 21
Coding region: 89-2209 (706 amino acids)
Biological process (GO): proteolysis
Molecular function (GO): serine-type endopeptidase activity
Source: RefSeq, a predicted model, not a curated record